AUGCUGCCCGUUACCGUCUGUCAAAGUUCUGAUUUUCCCUUAGUUGUUAGCCUAAUUGGACAUUCAUCCGUCUACUGUCUGUGUAUUUACUUAAUGGAAAAUAUAGCUCGACAGCCUUUAGGCCCACCACCGUUGCCAGUAUUUUUGCCAAGGACAUUCGGGAAUCCUGCGUCAAUCAUAGAUGCGCCACUGGUGGAUAUUUCUGAAAUUAAUGAAAUAAGACAGCUUGCAAAGGAAAAUGCUGUACUUGUCCACGAGAUGACCACUCAAGAAAAGGAUGAUCUCAUUGCCCAUUUCAGUCAAGCUUAG
Schistosoma turkestanicum is the source of this 309-nucleotide messenger RNA. The record is from the annotation of a GenBank genome assembly. NCBI's taxonomy places the organism in Eukaryota, Metazoa, Platyhelminthes, Trematoda, Strigeidida, Schistosomatidae.